CAUACGUGCCACUCUGGGGGGUCAGAGGCCGACAUGGACGCCUGGGAAGAGGGUCUGCCCGGAAAGCCUUGCUUCUCAGCCCAACAGCUGCGCCUGUGCCGGCGGUUGAGCCCCUUCUUCCUCACCUGUGCCGUCUACUUCCUCCUCUGGAUCCCUCAAGACCAGCCGUCCUGGGUCAGCGCCCUGGUCAAGUGCCUGCCGGUGGUGUGCCUGGCGGCGUCCCUGCAGGUCGAGCGCUGGGGCAGACGCUACCGUACACUCCUGCAGGGGGCCCUUCUGUGCUCGGCUGUGGGGGAUGCCUGCCUCAUCUGGCCCGACGCCUUCCUCCAUGGCGUGGCUGCCUUCGCCAUGGCCCACCUGCUCUACCUCUGGGCCUUUGGCCUCACUCCCCUGCGGCCAGCCCUCCUGCUGCCCAUCGCGCUGGUCUGCGUGCUGUAUUCCAGCAUCCUGCUACUCCACCUCCCCACCGGCAUGGCCCUGGCCCUGGCAGCCUACUCCCUGGUCCUGGCCUCCGUGCUGUGGCGUGGCCUGGCCCGGGGCGGGAGCAUCCGCUGGGGGGUCCUGCUCUUCACAUUCUCGGACAUGGUGCUGGCCUGGGACACCUUCGCCCAGCCGCUGCCCCACGCCCGCCUGCUGGUCAUGACCACCUACUAUGCUGCCCAGUUCCUCAUCACCCUGUCAGCCUUCCAGAGCCCCAGGCUCAAGACCAACUGACCAGGGGCCCGGACGGACCCAGGCACCCCCUGCCCUCCAGCAAGGCCCCACCAGAUUGGAGGGGAAGCCCAGGCUUCUGGA
Molecule: messenger RNA, 795 nt
Organism: Callorhinus ursinus (northern fur seal)
Lineage: Eukaryota; Metazoa; Chordata; Mammalia; Carnivora; Otariidae
Gene: TMEM86B
Product: transmembrane protein 86B
Cellular component (GO): membrane
Molecular function (GO): hydrolase activity
Source: RefSeq, a predicted model, not a curated record